Messenger RNA from Euleptes europaea (tarantolino), 1580 nucleotides. RefSeq names its product solute carrier family 7 member 6 (gene SLC7A6). Gene Ontology annotation, biological process: amino acid transmembrane transport. Bases 27 to 1580 code for a protein of 517 amino acids. The record is from RefSeq and is a predicted model, not a curated record. The transcript is spliced from 9 exons. NCBI's taxonomy places the organism in Eukaryota, Metazoa, Chordata, Lepidosauria, Squamata, Sphaerodactylidae. Gene Ontology annotation, cellular component: membrane. Gene Ontology annotation, molecular function: L-amino acid transmembrane transporter activity.
AGCUGGGGUGAAUACAUGCUGAUAGCAUGACGGAAGAGGCAGAAAAAUUUUCAUCUCUCAAUUCACUGGCUAAAUACUAUCCCGUUAAGGAAGCUGACAAAACUGAUCACAGUGGCAGAGGUCAAAGGAAUGAAGGGAACCAAGGAACAAUGCAACUGAAAAAGGAAAUCUCUCUUCUUAAUGGGAUCAGCUUAAUAGUAGGAAACAUGAUUGGUUCAGGUAUCUUUGUUUCCCCCAAAGGAGUACUUAACCACAGUACAUCGUACGGAUUGUCACUAGUCAUAUGGGCAAUUGGGGGCAUUUUUUCAGUCAUUGGUGCUCUCUGCUAUGCUGAACUUGGAACCACUAUCACUAAGUCAGGAGCCAGUUAUGCAUAUAUCUUGGAGGCCUUUGGAAGCUUCAUUGCCUUUAUACGCCUGUGGACUUCACUACUGAUCAUUGAGCCAACCAGUCAGGCGAUUAUUGCAAUAACUUUUGCCAACUACAUAGUGCAACCGGUCUUCCCUUCUUGUCAACCUCCUUAUUUUGCUUGUCGACUUAUUGCAGCUGCCUGUAUAUGUCUUCUAACGUUUAUAAAUUGUGCCUAUGUUAAGUGGGGAACCAGGGUGCAGGAUGCAUUCACCUAUGCCAAAGUCACUGCCCUUAUUGUCAUCAUCAUAACAGGAGUUGUUAAACUAAGCCAGGGAUAUUCACAACACUUUCAGGAUUCUUUUGAGGGAUCAACUUGGAACCUUGGGGGCAUUUCUCUUGCACUUUACUCUGCCUUGUUCUCCUACUCAGGUUGGGACACCCUUAAUUUUGUAACUGAAGAAAUAAAAAAUCCAGAAAGGAACCUGCCACUGGCGAUUGCUGUUUCUAUGCCAAUUGUGACAAUUAUCUACAUUUUGACCAAUGUAGCUUACUACACAGUGCUGGAUAUUAAUGCUAUACUUUCUAGUGAUGCGGUGGCAGUGACAUUUGCUGAGCAAGUGUUUGGAGUAUUCAGCUGGAUCAUCCCAAUCGCUGUUGCCUUCUCUUGUUUUGGUGGACUCAAUGCUUCUAUUUUAGCAUCAUCUAGGCUGUUCUUUGUCGGCUCCAGGGAAGGUCACCUUCCUGACCUCUUGUCAAUGAUCCAUAUUGGGAGGUUUACACCAGUACCUGCACUUCUCUUCAAUUGUUCUAUGAGCCUGAUAUACUUGAUUGUAGAAGAUGUCUUCCAGCUUAUUAACUACUUCAGCUUCAGCUAUUGGUUUUUUGUGGGACUAUCAAUUGCUGGGCAGCUCUACCUCCGUUGGAAGGAACCAGAUCGGCACAGGCCACUCAAGCUGAGCCUGUUUUUUCCAAUAUUCUUCUGUAUAUGCUCAAUAUUUUUGGUGGUUGUGCCACUCUAUAGCGACACUAUUAAUUCUCUGAUUGGGAUUGGCAUUGCGCUCUCUGGGAUUCCAGUGUACUUCAUGGGAGUCUACCUGCCUGUUUCCAAAAGACCUCUGCUUGUCAGCAAAAUUUUAGGUGCUGUCACUCGAGCCACUCAGCUGCUUUGUUACUGCGUUCUGACAGAGAUGGAUGCGUCUGAAGAAACAUUAGAGACCAAAUCUCAAUAG